Gossypium raimondii (Peruvian cotton) is the source of this 2331-nucleotide messenger RNA. RefSeq lists its product as uncharacterized. The coding region runs from base 249 to 1928 and encodes 559 amino acids. Lineage: Eukaryota; Viridiplantae; Streptophyta; Magnoliopsida; Malvales; Malvaceae. The record is from RefSeq and is a predicted model, not a curated record. The transcript is spliced from 15 exons.
CGAAUCCAAAAAGUUAACUUUAGAGCACAGCAGUCAAAACUAACGCAAAGUUUUGUUUUUGUUUUUAUUUUUAAAAUUUUCAAUCAAAUCCCUUUCUGGCCAGAACGAGCACCGCUACCGCUAGCUUAUUCACCCAGCAAUAAUAGUUGUAUUUUUCCACAUUUAAAUCCAUAAAAUCAAAGCCCCUAAUUCAAUUAAACAUCCCCCAGCUUCUCAAUUUCAGGGGCUCUUGGUUGGGAGCUGUUACAAUGUACCGACCUGUGGCUACAGCUGCAGCCACGGGGGGAGUCCCAACUGACAAUGGGGACUAUGUUGUGACUUUGGAUCAAGUCCCACGGUGGAAUGAUGCAGAGAUUAGGUCUUCCUUGGAGUAUGAGAAUGAAGAUCCUUCAUUUUCAAAAUCCUUUUUAUCCGACCCCUUAACCUCUCCUGGGGAGGAGAGUGGAAGUAAUGGGUUGGCGUCGAGGUUUCCGGUCGAUCAUGAAAUAAACUCAAAGAUAUACUUGUGGAGGGGACAGCCGUGGAACCUUGAGGUUGACGCUGUUGUUAAUUCUACAAAUGAGAGCAUGGAUGAAGUACACAGUAGCCAAGGUUUGCAUGCAGCAGCUGGGCCUGGUCUUGCAGAAGAAUGCACGACGUUGGGAGGCUGCAGAACAGGGAUGGCCAAAGUUACUAAUGCAUAUGAUCUUCCUGCUAGGAGAGUUAUCCAUACUGUUGGUCCCAAGUAUGCAGUAAAGUAUCAUACUGCUGCGGAGAAUGCUCUGAGUCACUGUUAUCGAUCUUGCCUUGAACUUCUUAUUGAAAAUGGUCUUCGGAGUAUUGCUAUGGGCUGUAUAUACACAGAGGCUAAAAACUACCCCCGUGAACCAGCUGCACAUGUGGCUAUAAGGACUGUUCGCCGAUUGCUUGAAAAGCAGAAAGAUAAAAUUACUGCUGUUGUCUUUUGUACUAGCACAUCAUCUGAUACUGAGAUCUAUAAGAGAUUACUUCCACUUUACUUUCCUCGAGAUAAGCAUGAGGAGGCGAUGGCCAUAUCUAAGCUUCCUGCUGAUGUUGGGGAUGAAAAUGGUGAGACUAUCAUUCAUGAGCGUAAAAUCAGAAUAAAGCCAUUGCCCAAAAAGGUCAUCCCAAAGCCUUCCCAACCUCCAGCUGAAGUCCCUGCUAGUGAUGUAGGUUUGGUACAAAGAAACUCAAGUUACUUAGAUACAUAUUUGGAUCCUGCUUUCAUGUCCCUGAUGAAAGAUCCAGACCAGAGACGCCAGGAACAAUGGGAAAAAACUGCUCAAGCCCGAGGUGGUUGGAAUUGUGCUAAGAUGCUUGGUUUUGGUGACAUAGGUGGGCCUCCAUUAUCUGCUGCAGAAGAAUACUCACUUCACUCCAGAUGUCUUGCUAAGGCAAAUUCUCUUAAUCUUUCUGAAAUUGCAGAGAUGAAAAUUCUUUAUCGCGGGGGAGUGGACAGUGAAGGUCGCCCUGUUAUGGUUGUUGUUGGAGCACAUUUUCUGCUGCGGUGUCUUGAGCUUGAGCGUUUCAUUCUCUAUGUUGUAAAGGAAUUUGAACCUUUGAUACAGAAGCCUUAUACCAUUGUAUACUUCCACUCUGCAGCAUCAUUACAAGUCCAACCGGACUUGGGAUGGAUGAGAAGAUUGCAGCAAAUACUUGGUCGGAAGCACCAACGUAACUUGCAUGCAAUAUAUGUUCUCCAUCCUACAUUUCACUUGAAGACUGCAAUUUUUGCUCUGCAAAUGUUCGUGGAUAAGGUGGUAUGGAAGAAAGUGGUAUAUGUUGAUAGGCUUCUGCAGCUAUUCAAAUAUGUUCCUCGCGAGCAGUUGACCAUCCCUGAUUUCGCGUUUCAGCACGAUAUAGAAGUGAACGGUGGAAAGGGUCUUAUUGUAGACCCUCGAACGAAAUACGUAUAUCAUCGACCAUAGAACAUUUAAAUACACAGUUUCAGAGUUGAUGAAAGCCAGUAAUUCUUGGUUUGAUUUCCUCAUCACCUUGUAUUUGUAGGCAGGUAGUGGGUUGGUUGUGUUUGGUUUUUCAUGUAGAUAUGUUUCUUUUUUUUUCGCUGAAUUUUUUGAGCAAUGAUUUGUUUGUUAAUAAUGUAUAUUUCAUGGUGAUGUGGGCUUUUCUAUUUGAUUUCACCAUGUUGCACUACAUCCUGAGAAAGGGGACUCUUUCUUGGCAUGUUUUAAAGAGGGGAAGGGAUUGUCCGGGUUUUGAAUCUGUCGAUUAUGGGCAUGGUCUCGACUUUAGACAGAUCAGAUUGUAAGUGUUGAGCUUUGAAUUCUUUUUUGUACUUCAUUUUUUGAAUGAAUCAUUACCGUUCAAAUC